Cydia splendana is the source of this 1508-nucleotide messenger RNA. RefSeq lists its product as uncharacterized. The coding region runs from base 60 to 1490 and encodes 476 amino acids. The transcript has 9 exons. The record is from RefSeq and is a predicted model, not a curated record. NCBI's taxonomy places the organism in Eukaryota, Metazoa, Arthropoda, Insecta, Lepidoptera, Tortricidae.
UUGUAUAAAACUGUCAGCUUUGAAUUCAUCGCGCCAGUCAGUAGACAAACUACAACAAAAUGCGGUGGUUCAUACUCCUGUGCGCGGCUGCGGUCGUCAACAAUGCUAACGCCCAAAACCAGAUUUGGGAAUUAAACAGCGGCCUAACCGACGUGGUCGUCGGACCGGAUACCGCCGUCCACUGCCAGCUCACCAACCCCUCUGGCAGCCUCGCCUUCGAUGACUUCGGGCCGUGCAGGGUCAGCAUCGACCGGGUCACGGAGCAGCACAGUGGGGUGUGGACCAUGAGCAUAAUUCAGCAGAAUAAUGUGUUGGCUGUACAGCAGAGUUUUACUGUACAGGUUACUUCUGCAGCUGCAGACUCCAAACCCACGGUAUCAACGAGCGUGCAGCAAGACAAGCCUCUAAUAAUGCUGGCGUGCUCCGUGGUGAGCGCUGACGUGGUCACAGCCUGCGUGUUUAGAGACCCCUCUGGUCGGGUGCUACAGGCUCGCCAAGGCGUCUCUGAGGAUCGAUACAGCUUCAUUGAAAGCUCAACCGCCGGCGUGCAGAGCUGCGGCAUAGAGAUCAACGGACCCCUGGCUUCAGACCUGGGCCUGUGGCGCUGUGACCUCCAAACCAAUACGGAUACCUACUUCGGUCAUCUCUCCGUGCUGUGCCCCUGGGCCAUGCAAGACCCUGAAAUAGCGGCGUCUGUUAUCGCAGUUCCCACUCUGACCAGUCAGACCAAGGAUCAGGUGGUGAGCGAGGGAGACAGUGUGACUAUGUCCUGCUCGAUCCAGACCGCCAUACGUUAUUGCUAUUUCCGAGCGAGAAACGGAACGAUCUUCAAUGUAAGGCCUGGUAUGACUUCCUCUUCCAUGGAGUACGUCGGCGCCAGUCUGGAGGCCGGAGAGUGCGGCGUGCGGUUCCCUUCGCUCUUAGCUACUGAUAGCGGUACUUGGAGCUGCCACGUCGGCUUCCCAGACAGCAGCGAGGAUGAACAGCACGUGCAGUUCUCCAUUCAAGUACAAGAACCGAUAUCCGCUAGCCAAUUCGUGGAAGGCAACGAGUUGGUGGUAGAGGGAAUAGUCAAUGGACAUCCUGCGCUCGACUACUGCAGAUUCGUCCGCAUUGACGGACAAGGAUUCACUUCUGAGAAUGUACCAGCCGGUUACACCGACAGCAGUGCUCUCAGCCAGGGUCAUUGCAUGAUCCGCGUGGCAUCGCCCACAAUUCUGGAGCACCAUCCCUGGACCGUAGUGGCCAAGGUCCAAGGCCAGGACACGGAGCUGGCACAGUCCACCGACCAUACUAUCGAGAUGCCUCCACCAGGUGGCCCCUUGACUUGGUGGAUAUACGUGUUGCUGGUCGUGACGCUGGUAGCGCUGGUGGCCGCAUUCGCCUUCAAACGCAACCGCCGCUGGGCCGCCGAGACCGCCGCCGGCGUGCGCGAUAGCUUCAGGAAGAACAAAUAUCCUGAGCAGGAGAAGCCACCCCUACCAGCCUAAUAGACCCUAUAUUUGAAA